This is a messenger RNA of Tuber melanosporum (Perigord truffle), 2827 nucleotides long. RefSeq lists its product as uncharacterized. Bases 1 to 2571 code for a protein of 856 amino acids. Lineage: Eukaryota; Fungi; Ascomycota; Pezizomycetes; Pezizales; Tuberaceae. The transcript has 3 exons. Gene Ontology annotation, cellular component: RNA polymerase I upstream activating factor complex. Gene Ontology annotation, molecular function: rDNA binding; RNA polymerase I general transcription initiation factor activity. The record is from RefSeq and is a predicted model, not a curated record. Gene Ontology annotation, biological process: nucleolar large rRNA transcription by RNA polymerase I; transcription initiation at RNA polymerase I promoter.
AUGGCCUCAGAAUCUCCUGGAUCGUCAAAGUCAUCCCGCAUUUCUACUUCAUCCACCACGCCGAAUACGCAAUGUACACAACAACGUCGGCCACCUAUAAUUGUUUCCUCAGAGACGGAAUCGGAGCCAGAGACUAUCAGAAAAGCGCAAGUUACCAGUGGUCCUGGGGCGAGCUCUCCCACGUUGGAGCCAGAAAACGCGAACUCUGUAUCACAGCCCUCUUCUCUAAAAACAGAUUUGUCAACCGCUUCAGAGGACUUGGAGGAAUGGGUGAGAAUAGAGCAAGAUUGGGGUUCAGCUUCGGAGCCGGACGACGCAGGCUCUGGAUUUGAAUCUGGUGAUAGCGGGCGAAUCCGCGGAAACUCUGGAUUUACGCCCUUGGAGGAAAUUGUGACUGCCGCGGUGCCAACUCCGCCCCCCCUUAGUGAUGAGGAUAGUGAGUCCAGUCUCGAUUCACAACAUGAUGGUUACGUAGAUAGCGGAGGAGAUGAACAUGGAGGAGAUGAUGGGGGAGGUGAGGAAGAGCACUAUGAACCUGCGGAAGAGGCAAGUCCUCGAGCUUACUCUUUGGGGUUGACAUAUGAUAAUGGUGACCAUGGGAUCACAGACCCUUCUCAAGCGGGCGAGACCGCUCCCCAGAUCACCGAGGAUGAUGUUUACCGGAAAAGCAAGGCAGGGUUUUCUUUGCCCAAUACUCCUACCAGUGAGGCAUUAGGCUCGAGCUCGGAUGCUAGUGAUUCCACCGAGAACACUGAGGAAGAGUCUGAUCAAAAACCAGCGCCUAAACGCGGCACUCCUGGAAGAAGACGUGGGCAGCAGAUCGAUAGAUUCAACCCGGAAUACGUGACGGAGCUUAAUGACGCCAUAUUUUCAGCAAACUCACAAGAGCUAUGCUCUAAUGGCCUUGGGGUCCUACGAGGAUCGUGGGUCGUUGGUUCUUGGUGGAAUCAUACAGAGAAGCACAAAUUCUUCAAUUUAAUAGCUAGAAUUGGAAGACACGACGUUCUUGCUCUCGCAAACCAUAUGAAGACAAAGAGCAUUGUGGAAUGUCGUACAUAUUUAAAACUUCUAAAUCAGGCAGUGGUGGAGGCGAAUGAGAAUCUUUUAUACAAAGGGGGGAGACUGCCAAGAAUGACCGACAUACCGGCAGCUGUAGAGAUCUCGGACGAGUGCGCAGAGGCCCUGGAGGAGGAGGCACAGCUCUUGGAAAAUCGAACGGUGGCUGACGAGCAGAGAAGGGAGAAGAAUAAGUGGGGAAAAUUCUGGCUGUUGGAUAACAACACCUCUGAACACAUUGAAGAUCUAUACGAGCGUUACGAGGAUGGCACCAAUGAGGAGGGCCUUGAAAAGAUUAAAAGCUGGCAAACCUUAGGUGACCAACCCCCCUCGAUCCGAUACACUGCCUUCAUCGAUAUACAUACUCUGGUCGUUGGCUUUACAAGAAAACUCGUAUCAGCAUCCAUUUUCAUGGCGCAUUCACGGCUUAGAUCCACCAACAGCAGAAUACUCAGAUCUAGUAAGGAAUCUGAUGUGAGACCAUCUGACGUAGAAGCGGCUACCAACACUCUGGGACUCGCUCCUAACAUGAAGGAGUACUGGGCCAAGGUUCCGCGAAGACUAAGUCUAGAUGUCCUUGAGAGCAGGUUCUACAUUCUCGAUGGCAGAAAAAACGUUCUAACUCCAUUAGAUGAGGUAGAGCGUUUCAUGCGCUCUGAGGAAACUUUUCGAACACGUCCAGCGGCCAAGGAGAAGCUAGGAGCAUCCGACCAAGAGGGGUCAGCUCAGGAAGGGGGAAAGGAAGAGGGAACAACCCACGCUGAUUCCGAAGUUGAAGGUGAAAAUGACAACUCCGACAACUCCACCCAAACACCAGUCUUUGCCAAUUCCAACCAAACCUCAUCACCACCCUCAGACAGCGAUUCAGACGACGACGGAACCUUACGGGACGAAGAUGGCAAAGAGGGCGACGACUUUAUAAUUCUGAACCCGGACGUAGACCACGAGCCAAACAAAAUCCGUAAGCGCCUCGACCGCGAGUACCAAGUAUACGCGGACCAAGAAGAAUCCUACCUCGAAUCGCGCGAUCAGCGGGACUCUCAAGAGGAGGAGCGACGCCUCUGGCAACUCCUCGGGAAGCAGCUGGAGCGGCCAAUCCUGGAGGGGUUGCCAAAGGUGCUCGCGAUGCCGAAGGGGCGUCGCAAGCGGCCGGCCGACAUUCACGAUUGGACUGAUGACGUCGAGUACUACGCGCCCUGGGAGACCAACAAGAAGCGCAGAAUUGAAAACGUGGGGGUGAUCACUAGUGAGUCGACGCCUAGGACGGUUUUGAGGUCGGGUAGUGCUACCUCCGUGGGUCCGGGCGGGAAGAGGGAGGAGGAGGAGGGUAGCAGUAAGAACAGUGGGCCAAGACUAAAGGCAAUCAGUAAGACCGAGGGCGUACGGUUGAGCAAGUUGGCGAGGGCCCCGCGCAGCCCGAGUUUCUCUUCUGGGUAUACUUCUGCCCUCGAGAGCAUACCUACCGAGAGUAGUGACGAGGAGACCGACUAUGAGCCAGAGGGUGGUGCCUCUUAGGAGGAGGUUUAGGAGCAGCAGUUCGAAUAAUCGCCGUCCGGGGGAGUUCGUGGUGGUCAUUUCUAUUACUUUUUUAUGAUUAGGGCGGUGUUCCAUCCCCUCGUGCCAUGUAUUACUGUAAGCAUAUUUCUUCUGUUGAGAUUAGAGGCAUUUUUCUUGGUGUUUUCUGGGGAUAAUUUUUUGCUAUAAAUAUUAUUAUCAUGGAGGGAAGGCCUAUUUGUUUUAAACGCAAUGUUAAUACCUAGUUCUGUGAGGC